Molecule: messenger RNA, 3233 nt
Organism: Aphidius gifuensis
Lineage: Eukaryota; Metazoa; Arthropoda; Insecta; Hymenoptera; Braconidae
Gene: AP-1-2beta
Product: AP-1 complex subunit beta-1
Exons: 6
Coding region: 117-2939 (940 amino acids)
Biological process (GO): intracellular protein transport; vesicle-mediated transport
Cellular component (GO): membrane coat; clathrin adaptor complex
Molecular function (GO): clathrin binding
Source: RefSeq, a predicted model, not a curated record
CCAACUUCAGUUGACAUUUGAGGGGCGUUUCGGACAAGUGUAUUGUGUUUUUUGUGCUGUCAAAUUGACAGUAACAUUUGUCAUUUUAUAAUUAUUUAACAAUACAUCAAUUUAAAAUGUCAGACUCAAAGUAUUUUACAACCACCAAAAAGGGUGAGAUAUUUGAGCUUAAAUCUGAAUUAAAUAAUGACAAAAAAGAGAAAAAAAAAGAAGCUGUAAAAAAGGUGAUUGCAUCAAUGACAGUUGGCAAGGAUGUAUCAGCAUUAUUUCCAGAUGUUGUUAAUUGCAUGCAAACAGAUAAUUUGGAGUUAAAAAAAUUAGUUUAUCUUUAUUUGAUGAAUUAUGCAAAAAGUCAACCAGACAUGGCUAUUAUGGCUGUCAAUACAUUUGUCAAGGAUUGCGAGGAUCCAAAUCCACUGAUACGUGCUUUGGCAGUACGUACAAUGGGUUGCAUACGUGUUGAUAAAAUAACAGAAUAUCUCUGUGAACCAUUACGUAAAUGUCUGAAGGAUGAGGAUCCAUAUGUUAGAAAAACAGCAGCUGUUUGUGUUGCUAAAUUAUAUGAUAUUAAUGCUGGACUUGUUGAAGAUCAAGGCUUUUUGGAUCAACUCAAAGAUUUAUUAUCUGAUAGUAAUCCAAUGGUUGUUGCAAAUGCAGUUGCUGCAUUGUCAGAAAUAAAUGAAUCAAGUCCAAGUGGUCAACCAUUAGUUGAAAUGAAUGCUCAAACAAUAAAUAAAUUAUUAACUGCAUUAAAUGAAUGUACUGAAUGGGGACAAGUAUUUAUUCUUGAUUCACUUGCAAAUUAUUCACCAAAAGAUGAUCGUGAAGCACAAAGUAUUUGUGAAAGAAUAACACCACGUCUUGCACAUGCAAAUGCUGCUGUUGUAUUAUCAGCUGUUAAAGUAUUAAUGAAAUUAAUGGAAAUGUUACAAUCAGAAUCUGAUUUUGUUGGUACAUUAACAAAAAAAUUAGCUCCACCAUUGGUAACACUAUUAAGUUCUGAGCCAGAAGUACAAUAUGUUGCAUUAAGAAAUAUAAAUUUAAUUGUACAAAAACGUCCUGAUAUACUUAAACAUGAAAUGAAAGUAUUUUUUGUUAAAUACAAUGAUCCAAUAUAUGUUAAAUUGGAAAAACUUGAUAUUAUGAUUAGACUUGCAUCACAAGCAAAUAUUGCACAAGUAUUAUCUGAAUUAAAAGAAUAUGCAACUGAAGUUGAUGUUGAUUUUGUACGUAAAGCUGUUAGAGCUAUUGGACGUUGUGCAAUUAAAGUUGAACCAUCAGCUGAACGUUGUGUAUCAACAUUAUUAGAUUUAAUACAAACAAAAGUUAAUUAUGUUGUACAAGAAGCAAUUGUUGUUAUUAAAGAUAUAUUUCGUAAAUAUCCAAAUAAAUAUGAAAGUAUAAUAUCAACAUUAUGUGAAAAUUUAGAUACACUUGAUGAGCCAGAAGCACGUGCAUCAAUGAUAUGGAUUAUUGGUGAAUAUGCUGAACGUAUUGAUAAUGCUGAUGAAUUACUUGAAAGUUUUUUGGAAGGUUUUCAUGAUGAAAAUACGCAAGUACAAUUACAAUUAUUAACAGCAAUUGUUAAAUUAUUUUUAAAACGUCCAACAGAUACACAAGAAUUAGUACAACAAGUAUUAAGUCUUGCAACUCAAGAUUCAGAUAAUCCAGAUUUACGUGAUCGUGGUUUUAUUUAUUGGAGAUUAUUAAGUACAGAUCCAGCAGCAGCAAAAGAAGUUGUACUUGCUGAAAAACCAUUAAUAUCAGAAGAAACAGAUUUACUUGAACCAACAUUAUUAGAUGAAUUAAUAUGUCAUAUAUCAAGUCUUGCAUCUGUUUAUCAUAAACCACCAUCAGCAUUUGUUGAAGGUAGAUCAGCCGGUGCACGUAAAUCAUUACCAGCAAGAAAUUAUACAAAUGAUGAUUCACAUAAAACAAAUAAUAGUUCAACAUCAGCUGUUAUACCAGCACAAGAUUCACUUAUUGGUGAUUUAUUGAGUAUGGAUAUUAGUGGGCCAUCACCACCAACAGCAGCAUCAUCAUCAACAACAGCAACCGCACUACCAACAACAUCAGUGGGUCUUGAUUUACUUGGUGGUGGUCUUGAUAGUAUUCUUGGUGGUACAGAAUCAACAAGUCUAGCCACAGGAACAUCAGCCCCCACAGUAUCAGCUACAACAACAGCACAAUCAACAACUGGAUUACUUGGUGAUAUAUUUGGUUUUACACAAGGACCAAUAUCAUAUGUUGCACCUAAAAUUAAUUGGUUACCAGCUGAAAAAGGUAAAGGUUUUGAUGUAUGGGGUACAUUUUCACGUAAAAAUGGACAAAUAAGUAUGGAUAUGACAUUUACAAAUAAAGCAAUGCAACCAAUGGGACAAUUUGCUAUACAAUUAAAUAAAAAUAGUUUUGGUUUAACACCAGCUACACCAUUACAAGUACCUGGACCACUUGGUCCUGGUGCAAGUAUUGACGUUAGUGUAACAUUAUCAACAACUGGUGCUGUUCAACGUAUGGAUCCAUUAAAUAAUCUUCAAGUUGCUAUUAAAAAUAAUAUUGAUAUAUUUUAUUUUGCUUGUUUGGUACCAAUGAAUGUCUAUUUUACUGAAGAUGGACAACUUGAAAAAAAAAUUUUCUUAACAACAUGGAAAGAUAUACCAGCACAAAAUGAAUCACAAUAUACUCUUAAUGGUAUUAUUAUGACUGCUGAUCAAGUUGUGCAAAAAAUGCAUCAAAAUAAUGUUUUUACAAUUGCCAAGAGAAAUGUUGAAGGACAAGAUAUGCUUUAUCAAUCAUUAAAAUUAACAAAUAAUGUUUGGGUUCUUAAUGAGCUUAAAAUACAACCAGGAAAUCCUGAUCUCACUCUAUCACUGAAGUCUCGGUCAGUGGAAGUUGUAGCUGGUGUUUUCCAGGCUUACAAUGCAAUUCUUCACUCUUAGAUGAUCUGUCCUCGCUCACCAUUAAACCCAAAAAAAAAAACAAAAUAUAAACAAAUAAUCAUAUGAAAUCAUUGAAGAAAAAAGAAAUUUUUUUUUUUUAAUUAUUAAUUUUAUUUUUGGCGUUUAAAAUCUUUGAAUUAUAAAUUAUUAAGAGAUAAAAAAAAAAUUAUAAUGAAAGUUUUGAGACUUGUUGUUAAGGUCCAAUCCGACCUAAGGAUAUUCCAGUAGGUUUAAUGAAAUAUGUACCAUAAUAUAACUUACUAAAAAAAAAAAAACAAAUCGAAUUAGAAUAAA